Miniopterus natalensis is the source of this 984-nucleotide messenger RNA. RefSeq names its product olfactory receptor 8K3-like. Gene Ontology annotation, cellular component: membrane. The record is from RefSeq and is a predicted model, not a curated record. Gene Ontology annotation, molecular function: olfactory receptor activity; G protein-coupled receptor activity. NCBI's taxonomy places the organism in Eukaryota, Metazoa, Chordata, Mammalia, Chiroptera, Miniopteridae. Gene Ontology annotation, biological process: G protein-coupled receptor signaling pathway.
AUGGACACACAAAACCUAACAGCGCUAAAAGAAUUCAUUCUGACGGGAGUCACAGACCAGCCUGAGCUGCAGGCCACCUUCUGCGGGGUGUUGCUCUUCGUCUACGGGGUCUCCGUGGUGGGCAACCUGGGCAUGGUCAUCCUCACCAAGGUGGACUCCAGGCUCCACACGCCCAUGUACUUCUUCCUCAGGCACCUGGCUGUCACUGAUCUUGGCUAUUCAACAGCCGUGGGACCCAAAACGUUGGUAAACAUUGUAACUAAACAAAAGACUAUCCCCUACGACUGGUGUGCGGCCCAGCUGGCGUUCUUCAUCUUGUUCAUCAUCAGCGAGCUCUUCCUCCUGUCGGCCAUGGCCUAUGACCGCUAUGUGGCCAUCUGUAACCCUCUGCUCUACACGGUCAUCAUGUCGCCAAGGGUGUGCUGGGUGCUGGUAGCAGUCCCCUAUCUCUACAGUGCCUUUCUCUCUCUGAUAACCACCAUAAAGAUUUUUAUUUCAUCUUUCUGUGGCCAUAAUGUCAUUAAUCAUUUCUACUGCGACAGUCUUCCCUUGUUGACAUUGCUCUGCUCGAGCUCCCGUGAGAUUGAGUUGAUAAUACUGAUCUUUUCGGUGUUUAAUCUGGUUUCGUCUCUCCUGGUGGUCCUUGUGUCCUACACGCUGAUCCUCCUGGCCGUCCUCAGGAUGAGCUCUGCAGAGGGCAGGCACAAGGCCUUCUCCACCUGCGGCUCUCACCUGACAGUGGUGCUUGUGCUGUAUGCGACGCUGUUCUUCAUGUAUGUGCAGCCCAAGUCCAGUCACUCCUUCGACAGUGAUAAAAUGGCCUCUGUGUUUUACACUUUGAUCAUCCCCAUGCUGAAUCCCUUGAUCUACAGCUUGAGAAACAAAGAAGUGAAAGGUGCCCUGCAUAGGGUAUGGGAAAAUCUAUGCAAUAUUUUCGUCAAGAAUCCUGUGUGGUACAAAUGGAAGGAAGAAAGGAAGGAAUAG